UUUAAAGCCGGAGUUCAUCUCUAUUUAAUUCCCUGUCGUUGACGUUCCUUACCUCAUAUAUCGAGCGUUGGUUUCAAGCUUUCCCCUUGGCCCUCUCUCUCUCUCUCUCCUCUCCCGCGCUUUAUCUCUCUAGAUCCCUCUCCAAAAGCUGCCCCCAGGGAUCCACCGCCAAAAAGAAAAAUGGGGUUGACAUUCACCAAGCUUUUCAGCAGGCUUUUUGCCAAGAGAGAGAUGCGUAUUCUUAUGGUUGGUCUUGACGCCGCUGGUAAGACCACCAUUUUGUACAAGCUCAAGCUUGGAGAGAUUGUGACCACAAUUCCUACCAUUGGCUUUAACGUUGAAACUGUUGAGUACAAAAAUAUCAGCUUCACCGUGUGGGAUGUCGGUGGCCAGGACAAGAUUCGCCCAUUGUGGAGGCACUAUUUCCAGAACACGCAGGGUCUCAUUUUUGUGGUUGAUAGCAACGACAGAGACCGUGUUGUUGAGGCAAGGGAUGAAUUGCAUCGCAUGUUGAAUGAGGAUGAGUUACGAGAUGCAGUGUUGCUUGUAUUUGCUAACAAACAAGAUCUUCCUAAUGCGAUGAAUGCUGCUGAAAUUACUGACAAGCUUGGCCUCCACUCUCUCCGACAGCGUCACUGGUACAUCCAGAGCACCUGUGCAACCUCUGGGGAGGGUUUGUAUGAGGGGUUGGAUUGGCUCUCCAACAACAUUGCUAACAAGGCAUGAGGUAACACUGAAUGUUAUUGCGGGGUGAUCCUGGAUGCAGCGUGGUUUUUAUCUAGUCUCUUUUUCCUUUUUCUUCCUCCCCUCUCUCAGACAAUGUGUGGUUGGUUAUGAAUUUCAUAUUUCGAAAGGCAUUUCACUUUCUGUUUAGGAUUUUGCAAUGGCCAUGGCUAAUGCAAUGGUUAGUGGGAUAUAUGUACUUUUGCAAACGUUGUUUAGGUUUGAAUAUAAAAUGCUUGUAACUGUAACUGAGACUAAUUUGAUGUUGAAAGACAUCCCUUUUGAGAUAGUUUAAUACAUAUUAUUGGGUUCUGUUUGCCUUUGUUUUA
Molecule: messenger RNA, 1052 nt
Organism: Camellia sinensis
Lineage: Eukaryota; Viridiplantae; Streptophyta; Magnoliopsida; Ericales; Theaceae
Product: ADP-ribosylation factor 2
Molecular function (GO): GTPase activity; GTP binding
Source: RefSeq, a predicted model, not a curated record